This is a messenger RNA of Gadus macrocephalus (Pacific cod), 1798 nucleotides long. Its product is annotated as ethanolamine-phosphate cytidylyltransferase-like. Gene Ontology annotation, molecular function: ethanolamine-phosphate cytidylyltransferase activity. NCBI's taxonomy places the organism in Eukaryota, Metazoa, Chordata, Actinopteri, Gadiformes, Gadidae. The coding region runs from base 235 to 1476 and encodes 413 amino acids. Gene Ontology annotation, cellular component: cytoplasm. The transcript has 13 exons. Gene Ontology annotation, biological process: phosphatidylethanolamine biosynthetic process. The record is from RefSeq and is a predicted model, not a curated record.
UGCGGUGUGUGGGUGUCACUAUACUGUCAGCGCCCAGCUCAGAGGGUCCGGCACCUGACAAUAUAAAUAUAUAUAUGUAUAUAUAUAUAUAUUUAUAUAUACACAUAUAUAUAUAGGAUACAUAAACAUUUCCUUCUUUUUUUUUAAAGCGUUGUCCUCGUUGUACAUACUCUACCGUUGCCUUGACAGAACAUCUUACCAGCUUACUUGCCUUUUUUUGAUUGUGUCCAUACAAUGAUCAAGAACGGACACCACCUAGUGAACACACCAGCAGCAGAAGCAGCAGCAGCCGCCGGGAAAGACGCAGGGAAAGACGGGGCAGGCACCGCUACCCCCAACGCUACCCUUUGCAGUCCGGAGAAGAGAAGGCGUAGCAUCCGGGUGUGGUGCGAUGGAUGCUACGAUAUGGUGCAUUACGGCCACUCCAACCAACUCCGUCAGGCCAAGGCCAUGGGAGAUCACCUCAUCGUUGGAGUUCACACGGACGCGGAGAUAGCGAAGCACAAGGGCCCCCCGGUGUUCACGCAGGACGAGCGCUACAAGAUGGUGCGCGCCAUCAAGUGGGUGGACGAGGUGGUGGAGGGGGCGCCCUACGUCACCACCCUGGACACCCUGGACCAGCACACCUGCGACUUCUGCGUGCACGGAGACGAUGUAACGCUGACGGUGGACGGGAAGGACACGUAUGAGGAGGUGAAGAAGUCGGGGAGAUACAGGGAGUGCAAGAGGACUCAGGGAGUCUCGACCACAGAUCUGGUUGGCAGGAUGCUGCUCAUGACCAAAGCCCAUCACAGGAACAUAGACAGCUCCAACUACCAGCAGCACACAGAUAACUUUGGAAAGAAGGGCCACAGUCCGUGGACGGGCGUGUCCCAGUUCCUGCAGACGUCCCAGAAGAUCAUCCAGUUCGCCUCGGGCCAGGAGCCUCAGAACGGAGACACCAUCAUCUACGUGGCGGGGGCCUUUGACCUUUUCCACAUCGGGCACGUGGACUUCCUGGAGGCCGUGCACGGGCUGGCGGAGCGGCCGUACAUCAUCGUGGGGCUGCACUUUGACCAGGAGGUAAACCGCUACAAAGGGAAGAACUACCCCAUCAUGAAUAUCCACGAGAGAACGCUAAGCGUGCUGGCCUGUCGGUACGUUUCAGAAGUGGUGAUCGGAGCCCCGUUUGAGGUCACGAAAGAUCUGCUAGAUCAUUUCAAGGUGGACCUCGUCUGUCACGGCAAAACAAACAUCUACCCCUGCACCGACGGGAUGGACCCUUACGCCGAGCCCAGGAGGAAAGGCAUCUGGAGGACGGUCGACAGCGGGAGCAGCCUCACCACGGACGCAAUAGUGCAGAGGAUAAUCAAAAACAGGUUGCUAUUUGAAGCUAGGAACCAGAAGAAGGAGGCCAAAGAGAUCGCCAUGAUCCAGGCACUGAAGAGACGUGAGGAGGAGAAGACGACUAAAGAAAGACCUCAGGCAGUGUUGUAGGACCCCUUAAAACAGACACACACACACACACACACACACACACACACACACACACACACACACACACACACACACACACACACACACACUAUAUGCAUAUAUACAUAUAUAUAUAAAACACAUAUUUAUAUAUAUAUAUGGUAUGAAUAUAUAUAUCAUGUGUGUGUUCGUGUGUAGAGAGAACCUGGCAAAUCCAUUGCAUUUUAAUUGCAUACUUUUAAAACUCCAUUGGAGAAAAAGAGGUGUGUCUUAAUUCAACAGCCCCGCCCCCACCCCCGCCCCCCGAAGAAAAAACUUAAACGCAAAAAAAAAAUAUAUUAAA